Messenger RNA from Rana temporaria (common frog), 2247 nucleotides. RefSeq names its product gastrula zinc finger protein XlCGF57.1-like. Gene Ontology annotation, molecular function: RNA polymerase II transcription regulatory region sequence-specific DNA binding; DNA-binding transcription factor activity, RNA polymerase II-specific. The record is from RefSeq and is a predicted model, not a curated record. The coding region runs from base 2 to 1888 and encodes 628 amino acids. The transcript is spliced from 2 exons. Gene Ontology annotation, biological process: regulation of transcription by RNA polymerase II. NCBI's taxonomy places the organism in Eukaryota, Metazoa, Chordata, Amphibia, Anura, Ranidae. Gene Ontology annotation, cellular component: nucleus.
GAUGGAGAAUCAGCCGCCCCUCACAUCACCGGAUGGACAUUGUGUCAGGAAUACUUCGGAUAAAGAUCCCUCUAAUCCUGAGGAAUCUUCUGACCAAUCACAUUCUGUUACUUCAGACCUCCAUCUCCAUCCUCACAGUGCAGAUUCACCAACACGCCCAUCUAUACCCAAGGAGUCUUCUCUGAUCCAUGAAGGGUUUCCCACAGAAAAGAGUUCAUUAUCUUGUUUGGAGUGCGGGAAACAUUUUAAGAAGAAAUCUAAACUUCUUCUACAUCUUAAAACUCACCCCAGUGUGACCUUUUCAUGUUCAGAGUGCGGGAAAGUUUUCUCUAAGAAAAGAAAACUUCUUACACACCAGAAAAGUCACAAGGGUAAGAAUCCUAUUUCAUGUUCAGAGUGCGGGAAACGCUUCAAUUUCAAAUCACAGCUUCUUAUACACCAGAGAAGUCACACGGGUGAGCGUCCAUAUUCAUGCUCAGAGUGCGGGAAAGGUUUCUGUAGCAAGGUAUACCUCGUCAUACACCAGAGAAUUCACACAGGUGAGCGCCCCUAUGCGUGUUCAGAGUGCGGGAAGCAUUUCACCGGCAAAGCAAACCUUGUUUUACACCAGAGAAUUCACACAGGUGAGCAGCUGCAUUCGUGUUUAGAGUGCGGGAAAAGUUUCAUUCUUAAAACAAAUCUUCUUAAACACCAGAGAGUUCACACAGGUGAGCGUCCUUUCCCAUGUUCAGUGUGUGAGAAACGUUUCAUCACCAAAGAAAACCUCCUUUUACACCAGAUAAGUCACACAGGUGAACAUCCAUAUUUAUGCUCAGAGUGUGGGAAAGGUUUCUCCAGCAAUGUAUCCCUCCUCAUACACCAGAGAACUCACACAGGUGAACGUCCAUAUUCAUGCUCGGAGUGCGGGAAAGGUUUCUCUAGCAAUGUAUACCUUGUCAAACACCAGAGAAUUCACACAGGUGUGAGCCCUUAUGCGUGUUCAGAUUGCGAGAAAAGUUUCAGUAGCAAAGCAAACCUCCUUAUACACCAGGAAAAUCACACUGACAAGCAUUCGUCUUCAGGUUCAAAGUGUGGGGAAUGUUUUCCUGAUGAAGAAACACUUAAUAAACACCUGAGAGAGUGUCCGUAUUCAUGUUCAGAGUGCGGAAAAUGUUUCACCGGGAAAGCACACUUACAUAUUCACCAGAAAACUCACACACGUCUGCGUCCUUAUUCGUGCUCAGAGUGCGGGAAAUCUUUUGCUGAAAAAUCAAGCCUUCAUAGACACCAUGCGAUUCACACCCGUGACUAUGCAUUCUCAUGUUCAGAGUGCGGGAAAGGUUUCAUUACGAAAGAACACCUUCGUCUACACCAGAUGAAUCACACAGGAGUGCGUCCGUAUUCAUGUCCGGAGUGCGGGAAAAGUUUCGCUCAAAAGGGACACUUUAGUAAUCACCAGAAAACUCACACAGGUGAGAAACCUUAUUCAUGUUCAGAGUGUGGGAAAUCUUUUGCUGACAAAGGCAAUCUUCGCAGGCACAAGGUACUUCACACAGGGGAGUAUCCAUUUUCAUGUUCAGAGUGCGGGAAAGGUUAUGUUCAUAAAGCAGCCCUUCUUUUACACCAGAUCAUUCACACAGGUGAGCGACCUUAUUCAUGUCCUGAGUGCGGGAAAUGUUAUAACAGCAAAGGAAAUUGUGUUAGACACCAGAAAACUCACACGGGUGGUGAGCGUCCUUAUUCAUGUUUAGAGUGCGGGAAAAGUUUUGCUCAGAAAGGACACUUGACUACACACCAGAUGAUUCACACGGGUGAGCGUCCUUAUUCAUGUUUAGAGUGCGGGAAAGGUUUCAUUGGGACAUCAGACCUUGCUAGACACAGUAAAUCUCACAAAGGGAAGCAUCCUUGACCAUGUUCAGAGUGCAGGAAACCUUUUGUUUAUGAAGAAAUUGCCGUAAAAACACACACGCUAAAUGCACUGACGAAUGUACGGCGAUUUUUCACAAAAUGAUUUGUAGGGUUCAAUGAAGAAAUAUAAGGAAAAAAAAUGUUUUUAAAGGUGGUACAACUCUGUAAAAGUGACAUGGCGGUGUCUGGUUUGCUUAGACAUCUCCUGGCUUCUUCUAUUUCUUGGACCCUCCGGUUGGGAUCUCGGCCUCCCACAGUUCCUGGUUCUGUUCCCGCACACCUUGGGGGGCGUGUAGGAGAUCAUUGCCGGGAAUGCAGCCCCCAUCAUUGCCAGGAAUGCAGCACCCACCAUUGCCAGGA